This is a messenger RNA of Leptosia nina, 3948 nucleotides long. Lineage: Eukaryota; Metazoa; Arthropoda; Insecta; Lepidoptera; Pieridae. The record is from the annotation of a GenBank genome assembly.
AUGCUGUCCAAUUCGCGUCGUGUGUGCGUGUGUUGGGAAUUAAUUAAUUGGCAACGAGCGUUGUACCCAGAUGGGGCAGAAACAUGCGAUAAUUUCCAAGGAGACAUUGCUAUACCUAACGCCGAUUAUUACAAACCAAGUAAUACGCCUCCUUCUUCUAAAAUAAAUAAAUCUCUUCAAGAAGAAGUUGAGAGACUAAAGAAAGAAGUAUUACUAGAAGGCCUUCAGGUGGAAGAGGAGGGAUUACCAGAUAUCUUAAGAAAAAGAACAAAACAGCCUUUGCAGCUAUCGCAAGAAAAACCAAAGAAGUACAACGAAGCCUCUAUUGUUUCUAAGGUUUUACCAGCUGGUUUGGAUAAAUCACUCGUGUUAAAAAAUGGCAAAUUACCUCCAGGAGAAACUUUGGAUUAUUUAGAACCAAUAAAUUCAGUAAAUAACACAAAUCAAAACGCAAUCGUAGAUAAUCUUACAGAAUCUGAGAGCUUAGAGCAAGAUGGUGUUCUUGUCGUUAACAUAUCAACUGAUAAUAUUUUAAAUCUUGAUGAACUUUACACGAAUAUCAAAUUGUCAAAUACCUCAUCUAAAAUAGAGGAAGUUAAAAAUAAAAUUCAAAGCAAUAGUCGCGAAAUUACAGGUGACACAAACAAUAAUAAUAAUAUUAAAUUUAAAUUACCUGAAAAUAUAACGGUAGCACCAGCACCAACAAAUGGAGUAUUAUCUUCAAAUGAUCCAGACGAAGAAAAAAUAAUUAAAAGUGUAAGUAAAACAAAAUAUAAGCAGAAGCCUGAGAUUAACGAGACCAACGACUUACUUCAACCGACGGAGAGUUUACAAACAUUGAUUGACGAUUCUAAUGAGCACAAGCGUCAUAGGAGGAGAAGGCAUGGCAAUAAACGGAGGUUACGGAAUAUACAGUCUAUUGAAAAAGAUGUAAAAUCGUCUGCAGAAGAAGAACUCAACAAGAAAAAGUUUUUUCGUCACCAUAAAAAGGUCAAACAUGAAUUCGAAUACAGGAAGUUUGAAAUACCCGAGCAUGAAUUCGAGGAAAAAUUUGAAGUCAAACCACCGCCAAAAGAAGUCGUUCCUAAUAAUGAUACCGAAAUAUUCAAGGAUUGGUUUUUUCGGGAUUCUGAUAUAGAUUUGGAUAUGUCUGAAAGUCAGUUUUAUAAUGCGACAGAUAGAAUACGACACCGUAGCGCACGUGCAGCGACAAAUCGCAAAGAGCGAAUAUGGGAGAACGGAGUAAUUCCGUACGAAAUUGACGGUAACUUUAGUGGUGCCCAUAAAUCACUAUUCAAACAAGCCAUGCGGCACUGGGAAAAUUUCACUUGCGUUAAGUUCGUUGAAAGGGAUCCCGAUUUACAUAGAGACUACAUUAUUUUUACUGAGAGGCCCUGUGGAUGUUGUUCCUUCGUGGGAAAACGAGGAAAUGGCGCCCAAGCUAUAUCUAUUGGCAAGAACUGUGACAAAUUCGGAAUCGUAGUUCACGAACUCGGGCAUGUCGUUGGUUUCUGGCACGAGCACACACGGCCUGAUAGAGAUAGGCACGUCCAAAUCAUCAGAGACAACAUAAUGACGGGGCAAGAGUACAAUUUUAACAAACUGACAGAAGAGGAAGUUAACUCUCUGGGACAGACUUACGACUAUGAUUCUAUAAUGCACUACGCAAGGAAUACGUUUAGCAAGGGCACGUAUUUAGACACAAUCUUGCCACUCGAAGUCCACGGGAAGAAGAGGCCAGAAAUCGGACAGAGAGUGAGAUUGAGUGCCAGUGAUAUAGCGCAAACCAACCUGCUCUACAAAUGUGCAAAGUGCGGGAAAACCUUCUUGGGCAACUCGGGGUGGUUCAAUUCGCCAGGCUGGGGUGCUGAGACGCCCCCGGCUACCUCCGAGCGCUGCGAGUGGCGAAUUGUUGCCACGCACGGGGAACGAGUUGUUCUAAAUAUAACUGAAAUUGACAUUCACAAGUCGGAUGGAUGUCGCUCGGAAUGGGUGGACGUGCUUGAUGGAUAUAUGCCAGAUGCGCCAGUGCUGGGCCGCAUUUGUGGUUCGGGCAAAGGGCCAGUCCUGAGAUCUACGGGAUCAAGAUUGACCGUCGUUUAUCAACCUGGGCUGAGGCCCAAACCGAAUCGGGGCUUUCGAGCGUAUUAUGAAGCCGUAUGCGGUGGCGAUAUAGAGGUAGACAGUAGCGGCCACUUGGAGUCACCGAACUAUCCUGAUGAUUACCAACCCAACAAACUUUGCGUAUGGAGGCUUACUGUGCCACAGGAUUACCAAGUCGCGCUACGAUUCCAUUCAUUCGAAGUAGAGAACCACGACACGUGCAACUACGAUAAGGUAAAGGUGAGGGACGGCGAUUCCAACGACAGCCCACUUAUUGGAAUGUUUUGCGGUCACAAGAUACCGCCGGACAUUAGGUCCACAUCAAACAAGCUUCUAGUGAUCUUCGAAUCGGAUAGUUCGGUGCAAAAAGCCGGUUUCUCCGCGACUUUCAUGAAGGAGUUCGACGAGUGUGCGUCUAUAGAUCACGGAUGCAGCCAUUCCUGUGUAAACACACUUGGUGGAUAUGAAUGCGCAUGUGAUAUCGGUUACGAGUUGCAUUCGGAUGGGAAAAAGUGCGAGAAUGCCUGCGGUGGUGUUCUCUACGCGCCCAACGGGACAAUAACUUCACCAUCUUUCCCGGACCUGUAUCCACCUUCGAAGAACUGCCUAUGGGAGAUAGUAGCACCACCUCAGCACAGGAUUACGCUGAACUUCACACAUUUCGAUUUGGAAGGAAGCAACAAUAUGUACCAUCAGGAAUGCGAAUACGACAGCGUCACCGUACAUUCGCGUCUAGGAGCGGACGUGUUACGUCGACAUGGUGCUUUCUGCGGCACCGUUCUGCCUGCUCCUGUCACUUCGGAUGGCUCCGUACUACGAGUACAGUUUACAUCAGACACUUCCGUCCACCAUUCUGGUUUCGCCGCAGCGUACUAUAUAGAUGUAGAUGAAUGUUCCGAUAACAAUGGUGGAUGUCAACACGAGUGCCAUAAUACCUUGGGAGGUUAUGAGUGCGCUUGUCACAGUGGGUUUACCCUCCACCCAAAUAAGCACGACUGCAAGGAGGGUGGUUGCAAACAUGAUAUUACACACCCACAUGGAACUAUCUUUAGUCCAAACUAUCCAGAUUCAUAUCCAUCACGAAAGGACUGCGUUUGGCAAUUCUCAACAACGCCAGGUCAUCGCAUCAAGUUAAUAUUUAACGUGUUUGAAUUGGAGCCGCAUCAGGAAUGCACCUACGAUCACGUAACAAUAUACGAUGGCGCUUCAGCUGAUGAAAAGACACUUGGGCGCUUUUGUGGAAGCAAGCUGCCACACCCAGUUGUCGCUUCACAAAACCAAAUGUACGUUGUAUUCAAAUCGGACGCCUCAGUUCAACGAAAAGGAUUUCUUGCUACAUAUUCCACUGCCUGCGGCGGGUACUUAACAGCGACAGAAACAGUUAAGCACCUGUAUUCUCACGCACGUUACGGUCAUGAUUCCUAUGAAUCUCUUGCCAAUUGCGACUGGAGUAUAGUAGCCCCAAUGGGUCAGUUCGUGCGGCUCACCUUCCUUACAUUUGAACUAGAACCAGAGGCGAACUGUGGUUAUGACUUUGUGCAAAUCUUGGGAGGAUUAGAAGGCAGUGUUGGACCUUAUGGAAAUUAUUGUGGCACAAAGAUGCCUCCGGAAAUAGUGUCAACAACUGAGGCUUUGCUAGUUAGAUUUCGAACAGACGACUCCAUAGUCUUUAAGGGAUUCUCGGCUUCAUACCAAGCUGUGAAGCCGGAUGUAUGGAGUGGCGAAGACAGUUCCGAAGGUGGAGAAGAUGAAGAUGAGGAGGAAGACGAACAGAUGCCCCCCCUGGUUGUCGGCAGAAGGGGUCUCCGAGCACCAUCGGCAAGAUACGUGAGACGACCCACGUGA